Aphanomyces astaci is the source of this 1281-nucleotide messenger RNA. RefSeq lists its product as hypothetical. The transcript has 4 exons. The record is from RefSeq and is a predicted model, not a curated record. Bases 1 to 1281 code for a protein of 426 amino acids. Gene Ontology annotation, molecular function: DNA binding. Lineage: Eukaryota; Oomycota; Saprolegniomycetes; Saprolegniales; Verrucalvaceae. Gene Ontology annotation, cellular component: nucleus.
AUGGCGCGCGACACGACACGCCCAGUAGCCCAUCGCAAUGCGACUGGGAGACCGUCCAUCAAGAAGGUUUCCCGGAAGGUGCCUUUUUUCAAGACUACAUCCUACUCAGUCGCGAAGAAACUUUGUAUUAUCAAUGCAGCAAGAGACACAUCAAUAAAUGAUGCGCUCGACACCUACUUCCCAGGACUCACUGGAACCCCACGGAAGACGGCGUGGAAGCGGAUCUUCCGCUGGGAACAGUGCAGGCCUACCAUUGAGGCGGCUGCCAACGAACCGUCCAAUAGACUUAAAAAAUCUAUGCGACCACAAGGAACAUCCACCACAUUGGACAAGGCUACUGAGGAAGGCCUGGCUGACUGGGUCACCGAACUGCGUUCGGAAGGGAUCCCCGUAAGCAAUCUGUUGCUGCAAUCACGCGCGCUUGAGGUUGCCCGAGACUUGGGGUUUGGUCCCAACGACUUCAAAGCCAGCAAUGCUUGGAUCCAAGGCUGCAUGAAACGUUGGCGCUUCGCAAUGCGGUCCAAGAGCCGUGCUGGCCAAGCGGACCUAGCACAAGGAGAAGCGAAGUUAGCCGAGUUUUCAGCGCGCAUUCGCGACGUUGUAGCUACAAGGGGUGUUGAAACCAUUUACAAUGCCGAUCAAACUGGUAUCAACUACGAAUACAUACCAAAAAAGACAAUUAACCAACAAGGCGCCAAGACCGUAUGGAUCAAGGGCUCUGGACAUGAAAAGGAUCGUCUAACAGCAAUGGUGUUAGCAGAUUCAAAUGGCGUGAAUGCACACUUUACCGAUGAAGUUGUGCAAUUGGCGGAAGAAUUGAACGUCAUUCUGGAAAAAAUCCCUCCAUCAUUUACCUGGAUCUGCCAGCCCGCUGACGUCGCCUGGAUGAAGCCUAAGAAAAGUGCGUUACGCCGUCGUUGGGUUGAAUAUUUACGUACCGAGGUCCAAAACCAUCGUGAAGGCAAGUUCAAGCUAACUCCGCCUGACCGAUACGACCUUGUGGAGUGGCUCUUGCCGGCCAGCAAUGGGUUGUUAGACAAUGUGUGUCUUCCGUCCGACGACUUGUACGAACCAAAUUUGUCUGACAUUAUCAGAGUACCUGGUCGGAUGUGCUGCCCGAUCAUGGCAGACAAAGUUGGCUUCAUGGAACGUAAGGCGCCCGAACCACUUGACAAACGUCGGGUGCUGGGCUCCGCGAGGAGCCCAAUACACGGCGGAUCUGCUGUCCGAAAGAUUGAGGUAAUCUUUGACGAUAUCGAGUUUAGGCAAACAGUCUACUAA